This is a messenger RNA of Colletotrichum spaethianum, 1578 nucleotides long. RefSeq names its product putative transporter. The record is from RefSeq and is a predicted model, not a curated record. Gene Ontology annotation, cellular component: membrane. The coding region runs from base 1 to 1578 and encodes 525 amino acids. Lineage: Eukaryota; Fungi; Ascomycota; Sordariomycetes; Glomerellales; Glomerellaceae. The transcript has 2 exons. Gene Ontology annotation, biological process: transmembrane transport. Gene Ontology annotation, molecular function: transmembrane transporter activity.
AUGGCCUCCACCGAAGUCGCCGACCCGGAGCUCGUCCGUCCCACGACGGCGCCGGGCAAGAAGUCCUUCCAGGAAGUCGAGCGCUCCAUCUCCCACGAGAAGGCCGACCACCAGCGCCUCGAGAAUGUCGACAAUGAACUGUCCAAAUACGUCGGCGACGGCUCCGUCACCGUCUCCCGAGAACGCAGCGACCAGCUGCGCAAGAUGAUCGACCGCCGCGUCUUGGUCAUCAUGAUCGGUACCUACUUCCUCCAGGCCAUCGACAAGGGCACCAUGUCCUUUGCCUCCAUCAUGGGUCUCCAGGAGGACACCCACCUCAAGGGCCAAGAGUUCUCCUGGCUGACGACCUGUAUCUACAUCGCCAUCCUGGUCGUCGAGUACCCUCAGAACUACAUCAUCGCCCGCGUCCCCAUCGCAAAGUACCUCAGCUUCUCCAUCAUCGCAUGGGGCGCCGUGCUGGCGUGUCACGCAGCCUGCACCAACUUCACUGGUCUCGUUAUCGUCCGUACCCUUCUUGGUAUCUUUGAAUCUGCUUGUCAACCUGCUUUCGUUAUUCUCUCUUCGAUGUGGUACCGUCGUGAGGAGCAGGCGUCUCGUGUUACCUACUGGUACAUGAUGAACGGCGCCCAGCAGGUCGUCGGUGGUCUCCUCGCCUACUGCUUCACUCACAUCAAUGGUGGCCCGCUCAAGUCCUGGCAGUGGCUGUUCCUGGCCUACGGUGUCAUCUCCGUCAUCUUCGGUGUCUUCGUCCUCUUCUGGAUGCCCGACUCCCCCAUGCGUGCCAAGUGCUACUCUGAGGAGGUCAAGCGCGAGAUGGUUGAGCGUGUCCGUGACAACCAGACCGGCAUCCAGAACAAAACCUUCAAGCGCGAGCAGGCAAUCGAGGCCCUCAAGGAUCCCCAGGUUUGGGGUUACUCCCUCAUUGCCUUAUGCACCACUCUGCCCACCUCUGGUCUUGGUGCCUUUGCCAACAUCAUUAUCAAGAGCUUUGGUUUCAACACUCUCCAGGUCCAGCUGCUCGCCAUGGUUCUCGGUUUCUACAUCAUCUUCGUCCUUCUCGGCUCCGUUUGGUUGGUCAAGAAGUUCAACCAGAACCUCUACGUUAUGCUCGGCUUUUGUCUUCCUUCUGUCGUUGGCACUAUUCUCCUCAUGACGGUCCCCAACAACACGUUCUCCCAGCGCGUUGGUCUGCUCAUCUGCUACUACAUCACCCUGUCCUUCUGGUCUGCCCAGACUCUCGCUCUAUCUCUCAUCUCCCGAAACAUUGCCGGCCAAACCAAGAAGCAGUUCGCUGUCGCCAUCAACUUCAUCGUCUGGUCUGCUGGUAACGCCAUCGGCCCUCAGGUCUUCCUCAAGUGGGACGGUCCCCGCUACUUCAUCGCCUUCGCCACCCACUUGGGCUGCUACGCGCUGCUCAUCAUCAUUAUCAUCGCCCUCCGCAUCUACCUUUCCCGCGAGAACAAGAAGAGAGACGAGAUGGUCGCUGCCGGUAUCGCAGAGGCUUCUCCCGAGUACACUGCUCACUCCUUCGAGGACAUGACCGACAAGGAGAACUUGUCUUUCCGCUAUGUAUUCUAG